GUGCAGCCCAUGGCCGACCCGCGGCUCGCGCUCGAUCUGUGGGCGUCGCACGUCCACGAGCUGCUCCUGUGCCUGCGGCUGCCGCAGAGGUCCCUGGAGGAGCUGCUGCGCGGCGCCAUCAAGCACGAGGGUCAGCCGAACGUGCUGCCGAGGUCCAUGGCGCAGCUCCGCGCGCAGGAGAAAGGGCUCGUGCGGCGACUCGUGCUGGACUCCUUGACGCAGGUGCUCUUCCCUGCCGAGGCGCUGCAGCACUGCAAGAAGGGCGCGGACUCGUUCCUGUCCCGCUGCGAACCGCUCUUCGCCCACCUGCUGAGGCUGGCGCACGCGAACCCGGCGCGGCGGUUCCGCCGCCUGGCGCACGUUUUCGCGGACUUUAACUACUUGCAGAACGAGGCGUGGACCCUCGACCAGGAGCUGAAGACCACGUUCGGGGCGAACCUGCCGCACGCGCGGCCCUGCUGGGUGUUCAUUUUCCAGCACUGCCUGCAGGCCAUGAUCGCGAAGCUGCUGCUCGGCUUCGAGCUGGAUCUCUACGACCAGUUCGAGUUCCACAUGAUCUAUUGGUAUGUGGAGUACCUGUUCGGCCUCCGGAUCUAUACUCUCAACGAGGUCUACCACGCGAAGGAGCAGCCCGCCGGAGGGGCUUCCAAGGCGAAGAGGGGCCCGCAGAAGCACCAGCAGGGCGCCCCAGGCGGCCUGCGGCCGAAGAGCCCGCCGCCGUCCCUGUUGCUUCUGGAGGCGACGCAGGCGUCGACGCGCGGGCUGUUCAGGCUGCUGGCCUUCUGCCUGCACGGGCGCCUGCUGCGCGGGCCGCCCGCCCCCAGCGGCGGCCUGGAGCAGCGGUUCGUCCUGAGGUUCCGGCCGCUGGAGCACUUUCGGCUGCCCAACCUCCCGCUGUUCAGCCAUUUCGAGAAGUCCUGCGCCUCCGUCUCCUCGCAGCUGCCAGGCCAGGAUAAGGUCGUGCUCGACGCCGCCGCGGCCUCGCUGGGCGAGGGCGCCCAGCUGCUGGACCGCGUCGCGGCCGCCCGCGGGGACGCGGAGCAGCUGCAGCCCCUGCUCGAGGAGGCCAAGGCGAUGAAGCGGGUCGUUGUCGCCAACCAGUUGGCGGUCACGAGGAACCUUAGGUUCGACGAUGAAGCUCUCCUGCGCGGAACGUUCUCCACGGACGCGCUGAGACAUUGGGGAGCAAUUCUCGACGUCAACAAUGGAGGCGGUGAUUGGUACAGCCUGUCAGAGCCCGCCGAUCACGUGGACGUAUUCGUAUCCCAUAAUUGGUCCAACUCUCGGGCCGAUAAGUUCUUGAUUCUGGCGCUUCACUUCAAUCUGAGGUUGAAGCCCUGGAACUGGAACGGCCAGUUCGCGCGGUGUUCCAACAUACUUUGA
Prorocentrum cordatum is the source of this 1383-nucleotide messenger RNA. Lineage: Eukaryota; Dinophyceae; Prorocentrales; Prorocentraceae. The record is from the annotation of a GenBank genome assembly.